AUGAGAAUCAUACUAAUUAUACGGAAAUGGAGACACGAAUCAGGUUUCAUCGCCUAUGCUUCAGUAUUUUUAUAUCUCCUAUUCAUUAUUUUAUUCACAAGUUCAAAUGAUUCAAUUAAAAUUGAGAGCUCCUUCAAAAAUGUAGAUACAACUAGGAAUGGGAAGGAAGUGUGUGCUUUGCCAAUCUAUGAUUUUUGGCAUGAAAGUGUUAAACCGCUUUUGAAGGGCCAUAACCCUAUGAAAAAUUGUGAUAAAACGUUUCGAAAAUGGACGGAAUUGGAGAAUGGAGAAUGGAGGAUAGUUAAAGAGGGUGCAAAUUGUUCAGCGAGAUCCCAAAAAAAAUCUUCUAGGUGUUUUGAAGGAAUUGGCGCUAAGAAAGAGGUUGUAUUCCAAGAAUGGAUGAAACCUGGGAAAACCAAUUGCGAAUUCAUUGAAGCCGUUUGUUGGGAGAAUAAUACAGAAGCCUAUGGAUACACACAUUCACAAAUUAUACCGAGGCAAGUUCUGGGACUUUGGAAUUAUAGAAAAAUAUACAAAAUUCCAAUUUCCAGAACCCCAAAACCUCCAGAAACAAAGUUCCCCUCUCCUCCAAAUGUUCUUGUCUUCACAAUCGACUCUCUGAAUACUGGAAUGGCCAAGAGGUCUCUUCCGAAAUUCCUUCCAUAUUUUCAAUCCAAAUUCUCUGGAAUAGAGUUUCCAUUUGUGAAUAAAGUUGGUGAGAAUAGUCAGCCUAAUGGGUUCCCACUUUGGUUUGGGAAACGGAUAGAGGGCGGACGAACGGUGGCUUGGGAAGAGUUGAAGCCAGAUUGGAAUGAAACUGAGUAUUGUGAGAGGUUUUUGGAUAACGAGACACACAUUUUUAAGGAGUUCAAGCAACAUGGAUAUGCAAGGAAUCAUCAAAUUCUGGAUGACUCAUUUGUCCUUUUUGUAGCCGAUCAUGGUCUCCGAUUCGGAUAUGGAAACUACUUUACAACAGAAAUUGGAUCUUUUGAAAGGCAUAAUCCAUAUCUAGCAAUAUCAGUGCCCAAGAAAUAUCGGGGUUCUGAAACUGGACUACUGGAUAUUCUUAAGAGGAAUUCACAGCAGUUACAGACUCAUUUUGAUACAAGAGCAACGCUGCUGGAUAUUUUGAAGUUCCAACCAAUGUUCAACUUCACGGAUCGUGAGCAUAUCAAAAUUCAAAAUGAAAUUGGAGAUUCGUUGAUUCGUAAACAACCCGAUGAGCCAAGAACAUGUGCAACACUUCCGAUUCCACAGCAGUACUGUAUUUGUCAAGUUCAAAAAUUUGAGAUUCGGAAUAAAAUUCUGCAACGCAAUCUUGGCAAAAAACUUGUAGAUCAUGUACGUUAUCUAUUGGCCAAAUCAAAUGUAUCCCAACUUUGCGAACAGUAUGAUUUAGAAGAGGUAUGUCACAAGCUCAUCGAAUAUGAUUACACCAAAUCCUGGAACACCUACAAAAUCUCAGCGAAAACCACAUUUUCUGCGCAUUUUGAAACUUUAAUGGUUUAUAAUGAGAAUGAUGGAAGUGUCAAUUUCGGGAAGGUGGUUCGAUUGGAUACCUAUGGAAGUACGGCGGAUUGUACGAAGAAAGUGAAAUUUCAAGCAUUGUGUCAUUGUAAAAAGUGA
Molecule: messenger RNA, 1626 nt
Organism: Caenorhabditis briggsae
Lineage: Eukaryota; Metazoa; Nematoda; Chromadorea; Rhabditida; Rhabditidae
Exons: 7
Coding region: 1-1626 (541 amino acids)
Source: RefSeq, a predicted model, not a curated record